CUAGUCAUUGACUCUGGGCGUUCCAGACUGACUUCUGGGUUCCCAGCUGGGCUCCGGGCCCUAAGGAUGAGAUUCGGGGUUUCCCAUGAUUAUAGGGAGUUGUGGGGGGUUUGUGGGUCCUUUGGUGAUAAAUGAGGCCUCGGGUGUUGGCACUUGAUCCCUGGGGCGAUAUUUGGGGAUCACUGAUGUAAGCAGUCUCUGAAGAUCACUCAGGCUGCAGACUCAAGCUGUCGGGGCGGAAAUUUAGGGGUCUAAGAGGUGGCUUGGAUUUUGGAGUUCCAGAGCCCCGAAAUCUUGGGAGCUGACGCUGGGUGGGUUGAGGCUGGGGAUGUCUCCCCCGCCCCCAGCCCUGGGCUGCUUUUCUUGGGUCUCUGCUGGAUCGAUCGUGACCCUGUCCCUGUCCCUGGGCGGAGCGGCCUCGCAGGGCAAAGAUAGAGCUGAGAUCGCCUGGCCCCUUUGCUUGACGCAGCAUGGACGAGAGUGGAGACCCGGGAGGCUUGGUGAAGGUGGUCCAUCUGCUGCUCCUGUCGGGUGCCUGGGGCAUGCAGAUGUGGGUGACCUUCGCCUCAGGCUUCCUGCUUUUCCGAAACCUUCCCCGGCACACCUUCGGCCUGGUACAAAGCAAACUCUUCCCUUUCUACUUCCACAUCUCCAUGGGCUGUGCCUUUAUCAACCUCUGCACUGCAGCUUCCCAACGCGCCUGGGUUCAGUUUACGUUCUGGGAGGCCAGCCAGUGCUGCCUCCUGCUUCUGAGCCUUGUGCUGGCUGCCGUCAACGCCCGCUGGCUGGAGCCUCGCACCACCGCUGCCAUGUGGGCUCUGCAGAGUGUGGAGAAGGAGCAUGGCCUGGGUGGGGAGGUGCCGGGCAGCCUGCAGGGCCCUGACCCCUACCGCCAGCUGCGGGACAAGGACCCCAAGUACAGUGCUCUCCGCCAGAACUUCUUCCGCUACCAUGGCCUUUCCUCGCUAUGCAACCUAGGCUGCGUCCUGACCAACGGACUCUGCCUGGCCAACCUGGCCCUGGGUCUCCGGAGCCUCUAGUGUGGGGCUGCAUGCCAAUAAAUGCUUCCUCGGAAAUGGC
This is a messenger RNA of Octodon degus (degu), 1080 nucleotides long. It is a transcript of the gene Tmem205, whose product is annotated as transmembrane protein 205. Lineage: Eukaryota; Metazoa; Chordata; Mammalia; Rodentia; Octodontidae. The record is from RefSeq and is a predicted model, not a curated record. The coding region runs from base 471 to 1040 and encodes 189 amino acids. The transcript has 3 exons.